This is a messenger RNA of Varanus komodoensis (Komodo dragon), 4236 nucleotides long. RefSeq names its product acyl-CoA dehydrogenase family member 10 (gene ACAD10). Bases 388 to 3669 code for a protein of 1093 amino acids. The transcript has 21 exons. NCBI's taxonomy places the organism in Eukaryota, Metazoa, Chordata, Lepidosauria, Squamata, Varanidae. The record is from RefSeq and is a predicted model, not a curated record. Gene Ontology annotation, molecular function: oxidoreductase activity, acting on the CH-CH group of donors; flavin adenine dinucleotide binding.
AGAACUAUCCGGUGUGCGGAAGAGAGAAACAGGCAGGGGGAGUCUCGCCUCGGGUCAAAGGUCACUAGAGGUCCCUUUUUAGAAGAGCACGCAAAAAUCAUCCACAUGGAGCCAGUAAAUCAGGUGCAUUCAGGAACAUGAUACAAGCAGAAGUAGCUGUCGGAAGGGAAGCCUGUCUUGCAAUACAGACGAGGAAUUAUCUCAGUGGUGGAAGGGGCCUCGGAAGUCAUCCGGUGCAGCCUCCAACUGGGGCAAGGGGGCCGCAGCGUCCUCUUAGGAGACCCUGAGCAAAGGGGAACGCAGCAUCUUCCGAGACUCUGCACCACGUAAGCCUGCUGUGCAGUGCCAAGGCGUUUCCUUGCUUCGGUACAUCCCCAGCCGAACACAAUGAAUUGUGGGAGACUUCUCUGUGCCUUUGGUAACCAUGCUGCCAGGAGAGCCAACAUCCUACACUCGUUCUGGCACAGAUCUCCAAAGACCUGGAGGAAUUUUGCAGCCUGCCCUUACAGAGCUGUGAUCUUCGACAUGGGUGGAGUUCUGCUUCCUUCUCCAUACAGACUGGCAGCAGACUGGGAAGUGCGGAACUGUAUCCCGCCUGGCACCAUCAAGCAGGCCCUGAUAUCAGGAGGGGAGAAUAGACCCUGGAUGAGAUACAUGAGAGGGGAGCUGAAGCCAGCCGAGUUUCUGCGUGAGUUCGGACAGCAGUGCUCCGAGAUCGCACACUCCUCCGUCCCUGUGGAGUCCUUCCUUUCUGAGUUAACCAGCGUGGGAAUGUCAGAACAACUCCCCGUUAUGACCAAGGCAAUAAAAUGUAUUCGGGCAGAAGGUCUCAAGACGGCAGUUCUGAGUAACAAUUUUUAUUUACACAGUGGAGAAAGCUUUUUGCCCCUGGACCGAAAGCAGUUUGAUGUGAUUGUUGAGUCUUGCCGGGAAGGGGUGUGUAAACCCGACCCCCGUAUAUACAGAGCUUGCUUGGAGCGCCUGGGGGUGCAGGCCAAGGAGUCCAUCUUUCUGGAUGACAUUGGGCAGAACCUGAAAGUGGCUGGCCAGCUGGGCAUUAAGACGGUGAAGGUGAGGAGCUCCAGGAGGAGGGGGCGCCACUCAGCAGCAGCGCUUGCAGAGGGUUCGAUCGCUGGAAUUCCAGCUGUGGCUAGAGAAGACCCUUUCCGAAACCCUGUGGGCCACAGCUGCCAACCAGCAUCAGCAAUGCAGGUUGAUGACCCAGGCACUGCGAUUCAAGAGUUAGAGGCCCACCUGGGCUUCUCCCUGCGCUCCUUUGUGCCUUACACGUGCCCUGUGCGGCCGGUGAUGGACAUUCCCAGAGAGCCUCUCCAGAAGUACCUUGACAGCGUCUUGGGGGAGGAGGCAAAAGGUCCUCUGGUGUUGCGGCAGUUCAGCCACGGUCAGUCCAAUCCAACGUACCUCCUUGCGCUGAGAGGCCGCCAGCUGGUCCUGAGGAAGAAGCCGCCCGGCAAGCUGCUGCCAUCCGCCCAUGCUGUGGAAAGAGAGUUCAGAAUUUUGAAAGCCCUUGCCGGAGCAGGCGUUCCUGUCCCAAAAGUCUGGGCCUUAUGUGAAGAUUCAAGCAUCAUCGGCACCCCGUUCUACUUAAUGGACUACUGCACCGGCCGGAUCUUCAAGGACCCCUCUCUUCCAGAACUGGAGCCCAGCCAGCGGGGAGGGAUCUACAGCGCCAUGAACAGAGUCCUCUGCCAGAUCCACAGUGUAGACAUUAAAGCAGCAGGCCUGGAGGAUUAUGGGAAGCACGGCAACUACAUUCAGCGGCAAGUCCAGACCUGGAGCAAACAGUACCGGGCGACGGAGACCCACACGAUCCCGGCCAUGGAGAGGCUGCUGGAAUGGCUGCCUUCCCACCUGCCAGCCAGCGAACGCCUCUCUGUCGUGCAUGGAGACUUCAGGCUGGACAACCUGAUCUUCCAUCCGGAGAAGCCCGAGGUCAUCUCUGUCCUUGACUGGGAGCUCUCCACCUUAGGCGAUCCUCUUUCUGACGUGGCUUACAACUGCCUGGUGUAUUAUCUGUCUCCUCAGUUCCCCAUCUUAAAAGGCUUGAGCAACCGUGACUUAGCCCAGCUGGCCAUCCCCACAGCAGAGGAAUACGUCCAGAUGUACUGCCGCCACAUGGGCAUUCCUCCUGUCGAGAACUGGAAUGUCUACAUGACCUUCUCCUUCUUCAGAAUAGCUGCCAUCCUACAGGGGGUAUACAGGCGCUCGCUUACAGGCCAGGCCAGCUCGGCCGGUGCUGAAAGCAGCGGGAAGCAGGCGGAGGCCAUGGCGGAGCUGGCCUGGAGCUUUGCCACCAAGGAGGGCUUUCGCAUCUUCAAGGAACUCCCAACCGGCAGACCUCCCAGCAGGGCCUUCAGCACGUGGGCGGAUCUGAGGCAGCUCUCGCGGAGGAGCUCCUCCAGCCCGGCUUCCACGCCCGCACCCCGGCUGAUUGUCUCUCUGGAUGGGCUGCCGAGCCGCGUCCAGGAACUGCACCACAAGCUGAAGCGCUUCCUGGAGGUCCACAUUUAUCCAGCGGAGCAGCUCCUGCGGGACCACCAGACUUCUUCGAGCAGGUGGAGCCCACAUCCCCUCAUCGAAGAGCUGAAGGUCAAGGCAAGGUCCGAGGGGCUCUGGAACCUUUUUCUGCCCCUGGAGAGUGACCCAGACAUGAAAUAUGGAGCAGGGCUGACCAACGUGGAGUAUGCCCACUUGUGCGAGCUGAUGGGGACCUCCCUCUAUGCACCUGAGGUGUUCAACUGCUCUGCCCCAGACACCGGCAACAUUGAGGUGCUGGUGCGCUACGGCACGGCGGCGCAGAAGGAGCGCUGGCUGCAGCCCCUGCUGGACGGCGAGAUCCGCUCUUGCUUUGCAAUGACGGAGCCGCAGGUUGCUUCCUCUGAUGCCACCAACAUCGAGGCUUCCAUCACCAAAGAAAAAGAUGCCUACGUCCUGAACGGGCACAAGUGGUGGAUUUCAGGCGCCCUGGAUCCUCGUUGCCAGCUCUGCAUCUUCAUGGGCAAGACGGACCCCACGGCUCAAAGGCACAAGCAGCAGUCGAUGGUGCUGGUUGCUAUGGAUACCCCCGGGAUUACGGUUGUCAGGCCCCUCAGCGUUUUCGGCUUGGAUGACGCUCCAGCCGGCCAUGGGGAGAUGGUCUUCGAAAACGUCCGUGUUCCCCAGGAGAACCUCUUGCUGGGCCCAGGCCGAGGGUUUGAGAUUGCCCAGGGCAGACUGGGCCCGGGGAGGAUACACCACUGCAUGAGGCUGAUCGGCUUAGCAGAAAGAGCGCUGGCCCUCAUGAAGGAGCGGGUGACAUCCCGCGUGGCCUUCGGAAAGCCGCUAGCAGAGCAGGGCACCAUCAGGGCAGGCAUUGCCGAGUCCCGCCUGGAGAUUGAACAGGCCCGGCUCCUUGUUCUCCAUGCGGCCCACCUCAUGGACACCGUGGGGAAUAAGGAAGCAGCUCUCGAGAUCGCCAUGAUCAAAGUGGCGGCCCCGAGGAUGGCGCAGCGAGUCAUCGACCGAGCGAUCCAGGCCUUUGGUGCAGCAGGACUCAGCAACGACCAGCCCCUGGCCCAAGCCUUCGCCUGGGCACGGGUUCUCCGCCUGGCCGAUGGCCCUGAUGAAGUCCACAAGGCCGCCAUUGCAAAAAUGGAGCUGAAGCGCUAGAAGUGCCUUGAUGGGAAGCGGCAUGACGUCCUCAUGGUUGACAUGGAGAGAAGGACGUGCAAGCCGCAGCUUUGGGAACUGUGAGGUGGGGAAAUUCAAAGUGGGAGUCUUCAGGUGCGGCAUCGGAGCUGAUCUCUGGGGCCUGCUCUAGCUGAUACCCAAGCACUGCCAGUUACGGUCCGAAACAGCCAGGCUGGCUGAGUGGUUAGUGCUGGGCGCAGCCACAGGGAAGAAAGCCAGCCACAAUUCUUAGCUGAGCUCAGCUCCUUCCAGCAGGGACAGCCGGAGACGCCUUGGCCAGGCUGACUGCCAAGCCGAACCCCCUUGCCCUCCGAGGAAUCUCUGCCGCUCCUGUGGGCAGAGAAGUGGAGAGAAGCAAGGCAACCCCCUCCCCCUGGCCUCCAGCAGAGAAUUCCCUACUCCCACCUGUGGUUCCUGUGGGUUUGCUCUACUUUUGGGGAGAUUUGCACUUUGAUACCCAGUGAGGUAUUCAAUCAUGAAAAUGGUGAACGAUGACUGAUUCUGAAAGGUUAUGUGGAACUGUUGCAUAAAAGCAAAACAAACACA